Messenger RNA from Folsomia candida, 1897 nucleotides. Its product is annotated as solute carrier family 22 member 13. Lineage: Eukaryota; Metazoa; Arthropoda; Collembola; Entomobryomorpha; Isotomidae. Gene Ontology annotation, cellular component: membrane. Gene Ontology annotation, biological process: transmembrane transport. The transcript is spliced from 10 exons. Bases 172 to 1725 code for a protein of 517 amino acids. Gene Ontology annotation, molecular function: transmembrane transporter activity. The record is from RefSeq and is a predicted model, not a curated record.
AGUUGACUUAUGUAGGUACACCACAGUUCUGGAGGAAUUCACUUUAGCUGAAAUAAAUAAAACCAAAGUUUUUAUAAAUUUGACAAAAUAACUCAACAACUGAUUAUCUAGCAAUUUUUUAGUUACAUAAUAGUUUGCAAUAGUAGUACUAGUACUUAUCAAUUAAGUAGAAUGAAGUACGUGGUUAAUGGUAAAGUCAAGAACACGAAAAAUAAUUCAGAUUCAAAUUUUCAACCAACAAUAAAAGUUAACGUCACUGAUCAUCCAAAAAAUUUUGAAGAUGUUUUGGAAACAUUGGGUGGCUUCGGAAUGUUCCAAGUUUUGGUUAUGUUUUUAUACUUGAUACUAGAAAUCCCAAUGGCGUUUGCAAUUUUCAUUCCAAUAUUUGUUGGAAGAUCUCCAGAAGCUUGGUUGUGCAACAAUGUAACCGUUUUUGAAAGCGAAAUAUGUCAAUGUAAUGGUACGAUAGCCGGCGUGUCAAAUGAAUCUAUAGUCUCCGAGUGGAAUUUAGUCUGUGGGAAUGCAUGGAUAUCCGAUUUCAUUACAAGCGUCCAAAUGGUUGGUCUCUUCUUUGGGAGUAUUUUUGGCAGUCAAAUUGCGGAUUGGUACGGUCGUAAGAGUGGAUUUUUACUUUCGAUUUUAUUGGUGUCACUCGGCUCCUCAGUCAGCGCUGCCUCCCCAUCGCCGUACGUUUAUGCAGUUUCUAGAUUUUGCAGUGGUGCAGGGAUACAAUGUUUUAUAAAUGUCACAGGCGCUGGUGUUAUGGAAUUUAUGCCACCAAAGUUCAGGUCUCUUGCAAAUUGUAUAGGACCGUUGGGAGAGGGGAUCAUGAUUUUGAGUGUGAUAUCGUACUAUGUUCGCCCAUGGAGAACAUUGUACUGGAUUACCACAGCCCCAUUUGUUUUAAUUAUUUUUAUAUUCCCAUUUUUACCAGAAAGUCCACGAUGGCUUCUUCGUCAGAAUAGGGUUGAGGAGGCGCAUGCCGUUCUAAACUAUGUGGCAAAUGUUAAUAGAAAGAAGCAAAUUGAUAUUAACGUUCUCAAAGAAAUUGCCAAAAGUGAAGACCAGAGUUGCUCUCAAACGUCUCAAAACGAACAUCCCGGAUAUCUUCAAUUUCUAACGGAUCGAAACCUUCGAACGACGAGCUUGUUCAUAAUUGCCAUUUGGUUUGCUUGGUCCUUAACUUAUUAUGGGAUAAGCUUUAACAUAAAAAACUUGGAGGGACACAUUUACAUCAAUGUUUUUCUCAAAGGGGUUGCAAAUGCAUUGGGACAACGAGCCACACUUUUAAUAAACGAUAGCAUGGGAAGAAAAAUUUCUUUAUUUGCCUCCAUGACUUUUGGUGCGGUGUUUAUGGUGAUCACUGCCAUAAGCUUCCUCGCAAUGGGAGUGAACGUGCCCGGCGAACUUGUUCUCGUCCUCUGCCUCCUCAGCUUGUUCGGAAUGUCGGCUACAAGGUCAACAAGCAAACUCUUAACUGGAGAAUCCUUCCCAACAAAUCUUAGAGCAAUGAGCUUUGGAAUUUCUGGAAUUGCCAUAACGUUGGGAGGCGUCCUUUCCCCUCAGUUGGCCUUUCUGGGUUCUAAUUGGCCGGCCAUUCCAUUUUUCGUAUUUGCCAUUGUCAGCGUCGGGGGAUCUCUGGUCUCAUUUUUAAUGAAGGAGACAAUGGGACUCAACCUGGAUGAGAACACGACCUGUGAUGAAAAGGAAGAUGAAGAAACCUAAAACUGAAACCAAAUUUUUUAAAUUCUUGAUAACAUUAUCUGUAUUAGUGUAAUAUUGAAUAGAAUACAAAAAUUGAACGUGUAGAUGAACGCGUUUAGACGGUAAAUGCACACAAGUAUUUACAUAUGCACUUAUUAGAUUCAGCGAAAUAAAUUGUGAUGCACAAAAUAAA